AUGCCUCUCUUUAUCUUUCUCUCUAUCAUAUUUAUUUGUUGUCCAUCUAUCUAUCUAUCUAUCUAUCUAUCUAUCUAUCUAUCUAUCUAUCUACAUAUUUAUAUGUAUUAUAAAAAUUUAUUGAAACAUUUAUUAUAUCUAUCUAUCUAUCUAUCUAUCUAUCUAUCUAUCUAUAUUCAUAUUUAUUUGUCAGUGUGUCUCUUCCAUUCAUAUCUAUCUAUCUAUCUAUCUAUCUAUCUAUCUAUCUAUCUAUCUAUCUAUCUAUCUACAUAUUUAUAUUAUAAAAAUUUAUUGAAACAUUUAUUAUAUCUAUCUAUUUAUCUAUCUAUCUAUCUAUCUAUCUAUCUAUCUAUCUAUCUAUCUAUAUUCAUAUUUAUUUUUAUUUGUCUCUCUCUCCAUCUAUUUUCAAAAUAUAUCUCAGUCCAUUUUCUAUCUAUCUAUCUAUCUAUCUAUCUAUCUAUCUACAUAUUUAUAUAUAUGUAUCUCUUUUAUCUAUUUAUCUAUCUAUUCAUGGGGAUUAUCUAUCUCAGUCUAUUAUUAUUUGUCUCUCUCUCCAUCUAUUUUCAAAUAUAUAUCUCAGUCCAGGUUAUAUCUAUCUAUCUGAAAUAUACAGAAUAUCAUCUAUUAUUUCAUCUGAAUCUAUAUCUACUAUGGAUUCCAUCGUUCAACUCUCACUCUUUCUUUACUUCCUCUUCUUCCAACUAUCUAUAUAUCUCUUUCUCUCUACUCAUCUGA
Molecule: messenger RNA, 735 nt
Organism: Acanthosepion pharaonis
Lineage: Eukaryota; Metazoa; Mollusca; Cephalopoda; Sepiida; Sepiidae
Source: the annotation of a GenBank genome assembly